This is a messenger RNA of Pistacia vera, 618 nucleotides long. RefSeq lists its product as uncharacterized. The record is from RefSeq and is a predicted model, not a curated record. Gene Ontology annotation, molecular function: zinc ion binding; nucleic acid binding. The coding region runs from base 1 to 618 and encodes 205 amino acids. Lineage: Eukaryota; Viridiplantae; Streptophyta; Magnoliopsida; Sapindales; Anacardiaceae. The transcript is spliced from 2 exons.
AUGAAUGCUGAGCUCCAGGUUGAGCAUGAAAAGAUGGAAAGUGCGAAUGAGAUAAUCCAUUUACAAGAGUUGUAUGGUGAGAACUCAGUGGUGAAGCAAUACGAAUUGUGUUUGACACUAUUCACAAUAAGGCUUAGGGAGGGAGUUGCCCCAAAUGAUCAUGUUAUGAAAAUGAGUAAUAUUAUAGGGCAAUUGCGUACACUUGAGAUUGUGAUGCCACACAGUCUUGAGGUGAAUUUGAUUCUACAAUCCCUUCCACCAAGUUUCAAGCCCUUCAUCAAAAAUUAUAAUCUCAAUAGGAUUGAGCACACUCUUGUAGAACUCUCGAAUGAGAUUCAACAGUUCUAUAAGCAGGGAAGAAAGGAAAAGGGGCAAGAGGAUGUUUUUGCAGCUUCUUCUAGUAAGACUAAGAAGAAGCAAUGGAAGGAAAAGAAAGGUCCAAAAGUUGGACCACGAAAAAGGCAUUUUAAGAAGGAUGCUUCUAAGAUUGAGAAGGGCAAAGAAAAGGUCAAUGAUAAAGGCCAAUGUUUCCACUGCAAGAAAGAUGGACAUUGGAAGAGGAAUUGUCAUCUUUAUAUGAAGAGCUUGAAGAAAGCUCCAGCAGACACUGUGGAAUAG